UUCUUUUUUGCCUCUUUUGCUCCCACUGAGACCCUACCCUCUCUUCUAUAGCCCUUCCUCGGUCCGCGGCACAGUCGCUUUCGCCGGCUUAGGCCUUUCCGACGGCAGUUCCCUCUUUCCUUCCCUCUCCUCUUUUCUUCUUUUCUUCUCUUCUCUCUUCCUUCUGCCGCCAGUUUCCUCUCUUUCUUCUUUUCCGGGUGCAAGGUCUCCUUCACUGUUAGAACUGUAUAAAUACCUCAGAAAACUAUCCUAUCCAUAUCACCCACCUCUCUCUCUCUCUCUCUCCCAAAAAAAAAAAUUUUUACUGUCUCCCUAUUAAUCCAUUAAAUCAGGAGAGAAGAAUGGAACGGGACUGCAAUGAAAUUGGCGAGUCCCAAUAUAACAAUAAGGAAGAAGAAACGGAAGAAGUAGAAGGCAAAGUGGGAGAUAAAGAGGAUGAAGAUGAUGAUGAAGAAGAGGAAGAAGAUGAUGAUUACGAGUUUAGAUUCAAGAGCGGUAUCAACCCAUUGGAGUUUGUGGGGGAAAAUGCUUCUGGUCUCCAAAUUUAUCAACAAUUUGAGCGUCUUGAGUAUGAAGCUCUGGCUGAAAAGAAGCGCAAAGCACUUGCUGACGCCCACCUAAGUGAAGGUCCAGCAAAGAAGGCUAGGCAAGAGGAUAUCUCUGAAGCAACCAUGGAUGAAAUAAUGCAAGUCAUUAACUUUGGUGCUCGAAGAAAAUCAAAAAAGCGUAAGAAACGAGGAAGGCGAAAGGGAUCAAGGAAUAAAUUGAGCCCUGAGAUUUUGGGCAUGCUCGGAGAUGCUACGCUCCACUAUGCAAAUGGCCGUUACAAGGAGGCCAUAUCUGUGUUAAAUGAAGUUGUUAGGCUUGCACCAAAUUUGCCUGAUUCAUACCAUACACUUGGACUUGUACAUAAAGCUCUUGGUAAUAAUAAAAUAGCUUUUGAGUUCUACAUGCUAGCUGGAAUUCUUAAACCAAAAGAUUCAUCUCUCUGGAAACAGCUUUUUACCUGGUCAAUAGAGCAAGGGAAUGUUAGUCAGACCUGCUAUUGUCUUUCUAAAGCAAUAACAGCAGAUCCAACAGAUAUUAGUUUAAGAUUUCAUCAAGCAUCACUUUAUGUUGAGCUUGGAGAUCAUCAGAGAGCAGCUGAGUCAUAUGAACAGAUUCAACGACUCUCUCCCAAUAAUGUUGAAGCAUUGAAAAGCGGGGCUAAGUUAUAUCAGAAGUGUGGUCAAACUGAACGAGCUGUUGCUAUUUUGGAGGACUAUCUUCAUGGUCAUCCAAGUGAAGUUGAUUUGGGCGUGAUUGAUCUUCUUGUUGCUAUGUUGAUGGAAAUUAAUGCAUAUAAAAGGGCUAUUUUGAAAAUUGAGGAGGCCCAAAUUAUCUACUAUUCAGAGAAAGAACUGCCUUUGAACUUGAAAAUUAAGGCAGGAAUAUGCCAUAUUCACCGGGGAGAUACAGAGAAGGCAAAGAUCUACUUCAGUGUCUUGGAAUUUGGUAAAUCACAUGAUCAUGUCGACUUGAUUACUGAAGUGGCAGACACGUUUAUAAGUCUUAAGCAUUUUAGCUCUGCGCUGAAGUAUUACCAUAUGUUGGAGACUCUUGAUGGAGUUGAUGAUGCUAAUUUGCAUCUAAAAAUUGCUCGCUGUUACUUAUCUUUGAAAGAAAGAGUUCAAGCUAUCAAAUUCUUUUACAAAGCACUCGACCAGAUUGAGGAUGAUGUUGAUGCUCGUUUAGAUUUGGCUUCCCUUCUUGUUGAAGAUGCUAAAGAAGAUGAAGCAAUUUCUUUGCUGUCUUCUCCAAUAAACUUAGAUCCCCAGAAUAUUGACCAGAAUCCUGAUAAAUCUAAACCAUGGUGGCUUGAUGGGAAAAUAAAAUUGAAGCUCUGUCACAUUUAUAGAGCUAAGGGGAUGCUUGAGAAAUUUGUCGACACAAUUCUCCCUUUGGUUCGUGAGUCACUUUAUGUAGAGUCUCUUCAGCUGAAGAUUAAGGUGAAGAAAAGGCUACGAGAUAGUGUUCUAUUUGAAAGAGUUAAAAAAGUUGAUGAUCAGCAAACUGAUGGUGUAUUUUGUGGGUCAAGGCCAAUAGUAACUCCAGCAGAUAGGAUGAAAGCAUCCAGAGCAAGGAAGCUGCUGCAAAGGAAAGCUGCGUUGAAGGAAGAAAAAAAAGCUGCAGCGAUAGCUGCAGGACUCGAUUGGCAAAGUGAUGAUGCAAAUGACAAAUCUGAGCAAGAACCUGUUAAAGAGCCUCCUUUGCAUAAUCUUCUAAGGGAUGAGGAGCAUCAAUACCUUAUCAUAGAUUUGUGCAAGGCAUUGGCAUCAUUGCAAAGGUAUUACGAAGCAUUGGAGAUCAUCAAACUCGCAUUGAAAUCGGGUCACAACAUUUUGCCUGUUGAGAAGGAGGAGGAGCUUCGGUCACUUGGAGCACAAAUGGCAUAUAACACUAUGGAUCCCAAGCAUGGGUUUGACUGUGUGAAACACAUUGUUCAGCAGCAUCCAUAUAGUAUUGCUGCUUGGAACUGCUAUUACAAAGUAAUUUCAAGACUGGGAAAAAGUUAUUCCAAGCAUUCUAAGUUUCUACGUUCUAUGCGAGUCAAAUACAAAGAUUGUGUACCAUCCAUUGUCAUCUCUGGUCAUCAGUUUACUGUGGGUUGUCAACAUCAAGAUGCUGCUCGAGAAUACCUAGAAGCUUAUAGAGUUCUACCGGAAAAUCCCUUAAUUAAUUUGUGUGUGGGGACUGCCUUAAUCAACUUAACCCUCGGAUUUAGACUUCAAAACAAGCAUCAGUGUCUUGCACAAGGUUUAUCAUUCCUCUAUAACAAUUUGCGGCUUUGUGGAAGUAGCCAGGAAGCAUUGUACAACAUUGCUCGGGCUUUCCAUCAUGUUGGACUUGUCACUUUGGCAGCCUCAUAUUACUGGAAGGUGCUUGCAAUUAGCGAGAAAGAUUAUCCCAUCCCAAAACUUCCCAAUGAGAAUUGGGAUGUGGCGGAGAAUCAGAAUCAUGGUUAUUGUGAUCUUCGGAGAGAAGCAGCUUUCAAUUUGCAUUUAAUCUAUAAAAGAAGUGGAGCAUUGGAUUUAGCUAGGCAGGUCUUGAGAGACCACUGCACUCUUGAUUAAUCUUGCUGUCUAAAGUUAUGCACAGAACAUGUUGAUAUAUUUAUUUGCCUAUAUGCAAUUGUAAGGAAUUUGUUCUUUUUCUUAUCAA
Molecule: messenger RNA, 3201 nt
Organism: Theobroma umbraticum
Lineage: Eukaryota; Viridiplantae; Streptophyta; Magnoliopsida; Malvales; Malvaceae
Product: tetratricopeptide repeat (TPR)-containing protein
Biological process (GO): transcription by RNA polymerase III
Cellular component (GO): transcription factor TFIIIC complex
Molecular function (GO): protein binding
Source: RefSeq, a predicted model, not a curated record